Molecule: messenger RNA, 480 nt
Organism: Thelazia callipaeda (thelaziosis nematode)
Lineage: Eukaryota; Metazoa; Nematoda; Chromadorea; Rhabditida; Thelaziidae
Source: the annotation of a GenBank genome assembly
AUGUCCAGCAAGUUGUUGCUUAUCAUCUGCUGUCUGGUAGCUACGGAUAACAUAUCAGCAGGUGGACAAUAUAAAAUCCCUAUUCGUUUCGGCAAUGUCACUCUAAUCGACAGAUCAGAUGGAAAUAAGGAUGUUAUAGUGCAUCAAGGAAUCAACAUUGGCGGAUUUGGAGGCAUUGCGGGGCUUACUUUUUUCGAUAGAAAUGGAAGUUUUGAGACGAGCAAUGCUGGUGCUCUCUUACUCAACGGCAAAUUAUACGGAAACAAUGAGACAAUCACUUUCAGCAAACAAGGCAUAGACGUGCAGACGAAGUAUUACUUCGGCAACAAGACAUUCCACGGAGGAUUAGGUAAGGAAGGUCAGGCUGUCGGUCAGUUUCUGAAUCAUGUUUCGGACACAUUGUUAGCAGGAUUGCAGUUUGCAAAUAAGCAAGUUUCUAAACCAAAUCGCAGACGAAGAAGAUUUACACCACACUUUUAA